Messenger RNA from Rasamsonia emersonii CBS 393.64, 1293 nucleotides. RefSeq lists its product as uncharacterized. Bases 1 to 1293 code for a protein of 430 amino acids. The transcript is spliced from 4 exons. Gene Ontology annotation, molecular function: acyltransferase activity, transferring groups other than amino-acyl groups. The record is from RefSeq and is a predicted model, not a curated record. NCBI's taxonomy places the organism in Eukaryota, Fungi, Ascomycota, Eurotiomycetes, Eurotiales, Trichocomaceae.
AUGCGUUUACGGGAGUACAGGUUCGAAGACGCAUGGGCCAUUGCUGAAAUCGAAGCUCUCUGCAACCUCACAGACCCUCUUGCGCUGUACUAUCGCCGAAUCCAGGGACACAAUGGCAAUGACAGUGAUGGUAAAGGAGUCAAGAACGAGAGAAAGUGGGCGGCCUACGUCUCCUCGUGCCGGAGGUUCCAGGAGAUGAAACGGCUUCAGCCUGGAACGGUCUGUCACGUGUUGGAGGAGGAAGUAUCCUCUCUUACAGAGCAGGAAGAUGGGAAUGGAAGGAAAGAAGAUGAUGACGAGGAUAAUGACUCUGUUAUUGUCGGAUUUACGAUCUGGACGAGAGUAGGCCAGGACGAGUCUGCGCGGCGAUGGCAGGAACGGGGCAGACGAUGGGCGACGAGGCUUCGAGCAGCUGCCCACUACCUAGGCAUCGCUCUCUACUAUCCCUUCGAUUCCACCAUCAACCUAAGACACAUGUCCCAGGUUCAUCCCAUCCUCUUUCAGCAUCCUCCACCUGUGGACCCCACGCUGCUGUUCCCCGAACGCUGGGAGAUCAAUGCAAUGUACAUCCAUCCCCGGUUCCAGCGACGCAGGUUUGGCACGCAGGCUCUGCAGUGGGGGUUGGACCAAGCGAUGCGGGAAAGUGUCCCCGUGCUGGUCAAGUCCACUUCCCAGGGGUAUCGCCUGUACCAUCGCGCAGGCUUUCGAUCCCUUGGGAGGCUGGAUUUCCGGGGCUUGUUUGACCCUGGGCUGAUCAUCUCAGGAGCUGUCCUACUGUACAGUUGCCAUCCGCCACAGCCUACAGGCGCAGUGCAUUAUAGAGACGACGCGAGUGUUCUGUGGAGCCAAGCAGAGCAGAGAUUCGAUGCCGUGGGGUGCCGAGUCCAGCAGGGCGUUUUACACAUCUCAGUCACUGUGAAAAGCUUUGGUUAUUACAUAAUCGCAGGACUUCCGUGGGCUUCCGGCACGGGCCAGGCCUGGGUGGUUCGUCCCCCGCGGCGGACUAAUCAGAAGCGCGGGAUCUCCAUGUUCUCCGGAUCCGGAGUUCGCGGCCAUGGAGCGCCCGCCUCAUUAUGCAAUUCCAUCCGCCUGCGCUGGCCUCGAGAAAAUUCGAUUUGUCAUGUGGCCACUCAGUUCGUCGGCUUCUCUUCUUCCUUGGGUAAGGAUGUACGACGGCGAACGAAUCGUAUUCUCCUUGUGCACCGCAUCGCUGACCGCUCCUCCACGCUUGCCAGUCCAGUCCCUCCAACAACCCUGAGCAUUCGAAGGGCGUACUGUCUUUCUCAGCCAUGA